CGAGACAGACAUAUAGAGAGAGAGAUAGAGAGAGAGAGUCCUGGAGAGAGAGAGAGGCUGUGGGGGACUUUGAGACACAAAGAACUGCGGCCAUGGCGGAUUCAAAUGAUUCAGUUGCUGUCGAUAUAGAGGAGAUCUAUCUCGGCGGGAAGGAACAUCUUGUCCAAACUGGCCGUGGUCCUGUGUCUGUUAUAGUCUACGGAGAUCAAGACAAGCCAGCGCUACUUACUUACCCGGAUUUAGCUUUAAAUCAUGUGUCUUGUUUCCAAGGAUUAUUCUUCGUUCCUGAAGCAGCUUCUUUGUUGCUCCACAACUUCUGUAUAUACCAUAUCAGUCCUCCCGGACAUGAGUUAGGAGCUGCUGGAAUUUGUCCUGAAGAUACUAUGCCGUCUGUCGAUGAUUUGGCAGAUCAGAUCAUUGAGGUUCUCAACUAUUUCAGGCUUGGUGCAGUGAUGUGCAUGGGGGUAACGGCUGGUGCCUACAUCCUUACACUAUUUGCGAUGAAAUAUAGGGAGCGCGUUCUUGGUUUGAUACUCGUGUCCCCUUUAUGCAAAGCUCCCUCUUGGUCUGAAUGGAUAUAUAACAAGGUGAUGUCAAAUUUUCUAUAUUUCUAUGGCAUGUGUGGCUUGGUGAAAGAGUGUUUGCUUCAACGGUACUUCAGCAAGGAAGUUCGUGGUGGUGUGGGAGUUCCAGAAUCAGAUAUGGUUCAAGCAUGCAAAAGAUUGCUAGAUGAGAGGCAGAGCAUAAAUGUUUUGCGAUUUCUUCAUGCUAUAAACAGGAGACCUGACAUUACUGAAGGGUUGAAGAGACUAAGAUGUCGUUCACUUAUUUUUGUUGGGGAUAGUUCUCCUUUCCAUUCUGAGGCUCUCCACAUGACCUCAAAACUCGACCGGAGAUUUAGUGCUCUAGUUGAGGUCCAGGCUUGUGGAUCAAUGGUGACAGAGGAGCAGCCACAUGCCAUGUUGAUACCCAUGGAGUUCUUUUUGAUGGGGUAUGGGUUGUAUAGGCCAUGCCACUUCAAUGACAGCCCAAGGAGUCCGCUCAGUCCAUCUUGCAUCUCCCCAGAACUCCUCUCUCCUGAAAGCAUGGGUUUGAAGCUAAAACCGAUUAAAACUCGUGUUUCACUCGAUGUUUAAAGCCUAAGAGAGAAGAUUGAAUUACACAUACUGCUCUUUUUCAUCUUCCUGAGGUUUCAACUUGAAGGUCGACAGGAACUGCAUAGAUCAUUUUAGUUCUUAGUACUAGAACUACAUAAAGUUGAUUCAGAAGAUGUCCAAUUUUUUUGCUCUUUUUUUCUUUUCAAGUUUAAUUGAAAAGAAUAGAUUUGUUGGAGGGGUUGUAGAUAAAGAAGGGAAGGAAGUUACAGAAUGUAUACAUAUAGGGAGCAGAGACCUGCAUUCAUUCAUUUGUUGUCGAGGUAAUCAUUGACCCGUGUCUGUAAAUUCUACAACGAACUGAGAUAUAUUCAUGUACGACAAGCAAAUCAAUAACAGGGUGGAACUAUUCAAUUGUUUAA
This is a messenger RNA of Juglans regia (Persian walnut), 1516 nucleotides long. Its product is annotated as protein NDL1-like. The record is from RefSeq and is a predicted model, not a curated record. NCBI's taxonomy places the organism in Eukaryota, Viridiplantae, Streptophyta, Magnoliopsida, Fagales, Juglandaceae. The transcript has 11 exons. The coding region runs from base 93 to 1136 and encodes 347 amino acids.